Molecule: messenger RNA, 803 nt
Organism: Schizophyllum commune H4-8
Lineage: Eukaryota; Fungi; Basidiomycota; Agaricomycetes; Agaricales; Schizophyllaceae
Exons: 2
Coding region: 76-552 (158 amino acids)
Biological process (GO): proteasome assembly
Source: RefSeq, a predicted model, not a curated record
AUUGGACGACGAUCUCGCUGUCCUGACCUUUGCGCGAGCUACGCUGCCGCGUCCUGAACCAAGAAGAAGGCAGAUAUGGUGUCCCCCACGCAAGUGACUCGAGAAAUAGCCGGGAAUACCACGGAUAUCGUCGUGCUCCCGUACGCAGAUCGUGUCCUCAUCCUCGUCACUCAAUUGGGCAAAGUAGGGAACUUGAUACAAGCCUCUCUACCAGCGACAACACCCAUACAACCCGCAGAAGCCAACGCCGAUCAUCCCAAUGCACUUGCACUUCCCCCACCACCUCCCGGAAUCCAAGUAACUGGGUUGCUCGGAAGCUCGUCGUCGGACCACCAGCACACACUUCAUUAUCUCUAUGCAUCGCAGAUUGCUACGAUCGUGUGGACGGCAGAGGGAGGGGGCGCUCUGGCAGGCCCACGACGCGACGUGAUCAUCGGGCUGGCUCUGCGAAAAUCAGCUCCCUCACCUGACGAUGAUGGAUCUCUAUCCGAGGCAGAGAGGGAGACCUAUAACGCGAUCAUGUUGCUGUUGCAAGAAAUACUCAAGAGCUGAUGAUACUUCUAGCCACUGAACCAUGUCCCCUACGGCGCCUAUUGCACGUAAGCCCCUCUUAGUGGGCGCGUAUCUCGAUGUCCAUCACCCAGCUGCAGGUACUUGCUGACGCUGUGCACAUCCAUCAGAGGCGCUUGCGAGAAGUUGUCAUCACUUCAUGAGGCAUCGCUGUCGCUCGCACGCUGAUUAGCCACUGUGUGAAUUUAUGUUGACCUUUGGCCACGAUGUUCACCUCCUCCCCCCGUCCUUGC